AAUCAAUAACUCUUUGAUAGAUAAACAUUAAUCACUCGCAAGUCGCAACAAUAAAUACAUUACUUCUUUAGAAAGCAUAGAACGAUUAUCUAAAUGGAAAGAAACGUUUAAAAAUGAAAAAUUUCACAAAUCUAGCAGACGUGCAGGCAACAACCUUAAGUUUAUGUUGUUAACCAUUCUACUAACUAAAAACAGAUCCGAAUUUAGACCUAAGAUCAUUAACAUAAUCGCGCAAUUAUCAUUAAUUAAUUUACGUUAAUCAUGUCGUUCAAACUAGAUAAAAGCACUGAUUGAGGAGUUAAAUAGUUGGGCCUGGGCCGAAGCCGACGCCAAGCCUGACACGUGAGCCUCCAAGCCCUCCACGUGCGCAGAUGUGAAAUUUUCGAUUUGCCGCGCUGAGGUCAUCCGAACCAGGUUCGAAUCUUGUCAUUUUCGCAGUACCCGAGGCUCGGGCACUCCCGAGCCUCAGGCUCCGCCCCCUUGUUUUGUCUCAGCUCGCAUGAUUCACUCUCUCCACUGUUGCGCACUUAAUUUCCUUUCGCUCGAUCAUCGCCAACAACAAAAUCCAUUCAAAUCGACGGCUCUCCGAUUAUAAGCGAAAUUCCGCAUUUAUUUUUCCUUUACCUGUCAACCUCUCUCUCUCUCUUCGAGUUUGAAUGAUGCUUUUCGAUUUUAUGGGUAGCUGAAAGCCAUCGAUUCACGGAAGUAUGCUUUUCCUUCUCUUCUCUAACGAUCUCUCCUUUUCUUGUAUUUAUGUCGGCUCAUGUGAAGUAGAUGAGUUACAAACGCAUUUUUUUUGAAUGUUCAAAGCAAGAAAUGCGUGGCUGUGAUUUUUCUUCUGUUGAGGUCCUACUCUUUGAAUCUGCGGCGUCGUUUGAGGAGGCGAGAUCGUGAUGUCUGCGCAGCCGGUGGUGAUGCGGGAUGUAGAUCCGUUGCUCAAGGAUCUGAGCGAGAAGAAGCAGAGUUUCCGGCGUAACGUGGUGUCGCUGGCGGCGGAGCUCAAGGAGGUGCGCAGCCGCCUCGCUUCUCAGGAGCAGUCCGUCGUCAGAGAAACCCUAACAAGACAGGAAGCAGAAACUAAAUUGAAGAACUUGGAAAAAGAAAUUUGUCGGUUGGAGAAGAGUUUAGAGGAGAGGAAUGCGGAGCUAGAGGCCUCAAAUACUGCUGCUGAGAUGUAUGUCAAAGAAAUGGAUGAUCUGAGAUUGCAGUUAUCGUUAACCAGGGCAACUGCUGAUGCAAGUGCACUAUCUGCACAAUCUGCACAGAUGCAGUGUUCGGCUCUGGUAAAAGAAUUAGAAGAGAAAAACUGCUCUUUAAAAGAGCAUGAGGCUCGUGUAGAUAAACUGAAAGAACAAUUAGAUCUUCUACAGAAGGAUCUUCUAGCCAGAGAAGUUUCUCAAAUGCAAUUAAAAGAUGAAGUAUCAAAAAUCGAGCAUGAGAUCAUGCAAGCAUUAACCAAGGCUGGAGCAGAUAAAGAUUGUGAGCUCUGGAAAAUUUUGGUUGAGACGUCUCCAAAAAAUUUUAAGAGUAUCAAUAAUCUUUUAACCGUCAAAGAUCAAGAAAUAGCUAAGUUGAGAGAUGAAAUCAGGUUUCUGUCUGCUCACUGGAAGCUGAAGACUGAGGAGCUCGAAUCUCAGUUAGAGAAGCAUCGUAGGGCAGAUCUGGAGUUGAAAAAGAAAGUCCUGAAGUUGGAGUUCUGUCUUCAAGAAGCACGAGCUCAAACACGCAAGCUCCAAAGGAUGGGAGAGCGAAGGGAUAAAACUCUGAAGGAACUCAGAGAUCAGUUGACAGCCAAGGAACAAGCUACGCCUCCGGGUGCAAGCAGCGAGAGCCAUAACUUCUGGGAGGGCUCGGGUUUCAAGAUCAUAGUUUCCAUGUCGAUGUUGGUCUUGGUUAUGUUCUCAAAGAGGUAAAUGCGUAGAUUAUGUAUUGCUUUUGUAUAUAAAGAUUAGAUGAGAUGAGAUUAGAUUUAGAUUAGAUUAGAUUAGAUGAGAUUAGAGUCAUAGAUGCGUGGUAGAUGAGUACCUUAGUGGGGCAAAACUAUUGUAGAAUUAUGUAAUGUGAUGUAACUGUAGGGGUCUUAUUCAAUUUUUCAUUGAGCUGUCGUGGCCCCUCUCAAUUAUAUGAAUAGAUGCCCUUGUUGUAUGACCACAAUUUAGAUGGGAAUUAUUGUAUGUAUAUUAACUUAAUAUACAUCUUUGUUGAA
Salvia miltiorrhiza (redroot sage) is the source of this 2206-nucleotide messenger RNA. RefSeq names its product nuclear envelope-associated protein 2-like. The transcript has 6 exons. Bases 894 to 1913 code for a protein of 339 amino acids. Lineage: Eukaryota; Viridiplantae; Streptophyta; Magnoliopsida; Lamiales; Lamiaceae. The record is from RefSeq and is a predicted model, not a curated record.